AUGCAUUUCCAUCAUACCAUCGGGGCAGAUCUUCUCAUCCUAUGUGGGGUCGAAGCUGCCGCAGUUCCAAAACACACUCGUGAUGACACCAGAACUUGUCGUAAGACCAAAGUUGCCGUUCUUGGUGCUGGUGUCGCUGGAAUCACAGCUGCACAAGCGUUGAUGAACGCCUCAGUGACCGACUUUAUCAUUGUGGAACGUAACAACUAUAUAGGAGGUCGAGUGGUGAACACAACACAUUCGGCCAGAAGCCCGACGGAACUACUUACGUCGUUGAGCUCGGGGCGAAUUGGGUGCGAAAUUUCCAUCUGGACUUUGGCCCAAAAGUACAGCCUUGCCAACACCCCUACCGAUUCCAAAUCUGUCAUCACAUAUGACGAGACUGGUCAGGUAGACUACAAAAACCUCAUCGAUGAGUUUGAUGAGGCCUGGGAAGGGGCCCAGAUUGAGUCUGGAAGGUAUCUGACUGAGAACCUUCAAGACAUUAGCGUACGCGCUGGCUUGAGCCUGGCGGGCUGGAGGCCGCAUAAGAAGGACAUGCACGCCCAGGCCGUAGACUGGUUUGGGUGGGACUUUGAGUCCGCAACGCCUCCUGAAGAUGCUAGUUUGGUCUUUGGAAUGACCGGAGUUUACAACGCCACCUACAACCAUUUCAGCGAAGAGGAUCGCUUCAUUUGGGACCAGCGUGGAUUCACCACAAUGGUCACUGGUGAGGCGAGAACAUUUCUCCAAGAUCAGGAUCCGCGGCUCCUGUUAAACACUAUUGUCAAGUCAAUCAAACACACAAACACUUCAGUUGAGGUGUUCUUUGAGAAUGGAGACUGUAUCGAGGCUGAGUAUGCAAUUUGCACAUUCUCUGUCGGUGUGCUUCAGAAUGACGUUGUCAAGUUCGAACCUGACCUCCCUCUAUGGAAGCAGGAGGCAAUCGAAUCUUUCACGAUGGGCACGUACACAAAAAUAUUCAUGCAGUUCAAUCAGACGUUUUGGGAUCUCGAAAAGCAAUAUUUGCUCUAUGCUGAUCCGCAUGAGCGGGGAAGAUACACUGGCUUCCAAUCUUUGACAGGCCCAGGUUUCCACGAAGGGUCUAAUCUGAUUUUUGUUACAGCCACGAAUGCUCAGUCAUGGGUAGUCGAGCAGCAGACCGAUGAAGAGACCAAGGCUGAGGUCCUGGCGGUGUUACGUUCCAUGUUCCCAGGGGUGACUAUCCCAGAACCAACAGCCUUUAUGUACCCACGCUGGAGCCAAUAUGAUAACUGGCCCCUGGGCACUACGCUGGAGCGACACCAGAACGUCCGAGCCAACGUGGACCGCCUCUGGUUCGCUGGUGAGGCGACCUUAAUACAGUACUUUGGAUUCCUUCACGGAGCCUGGUUGGAGGGACAAGAAGCGGGGGAGCGUGUGUCGAGCCUGCUGAAGGCGAAUCUUUUUGGCAGCAAGUCCGGCCCUAUGGAAGUCUAUAAGAAUCUCCACGGGACAACAGAAGAGGACCAGUAUAAUGAGUCCAAUGGUUGGUAUAUCGAUACAGUGGGAGAUGAGUAA
This is a messenger RNA of Clonostachys rhizophaga, 1539 nucleotides long. NCBI's taxonomy places the organism in Eukaryota, Fungi, Ascomycota, Sordariomycetes, Hypocreales, Bionectriaceae. The record is from the annotation of a GenBank genome assembly.